AUGCUUCAAUCCCAUAGCUUGAAUGAAGAUCCUCUAGAUCUUUGGUAUCUAUCGUUGAUUAAUUGUGCGAAGUCUGGUGAUGGUCAGGAUCUGCUUACAACGUCGCUGCGUCAUUCUUUCGAUCGUCUUCAUCCUCAUUUUGAACUUCAAGAGCGCGAUGAUUUUUGUGGCAUUGCAUGUGCUUCAAUCCUGUUGAAUACUCUUCUACCAUCGUCAAAAUGGACGCAAUCAUCUAUCUAUUCAACGACUGCUAGGAAAUAUCUGACGGAUGGAAUUAUACUGACUGAUUUAUCUAGUAUAAUUACGGCAUGUGGACUUUCUACAAUUAUUCAACAUUCGAACCAAGAAAGAUUCAAAGAACAAUUUCUGGAAGAUAUAAAAAAUCCAGAAACGUUUUUGAUUAUCAAUUAUUGGCGACAGUUUGAAUGGCCUAGAGAAGGUGAAAUUUAUCGAAAUGGCCAUUUCAGUUUAGUGGCUGGAUUUAAUGAAGCCACAGAGCAAGUACUCAUUCUAGAUACGAGCGAUUCCAUACGACCUUAUCAUUGGCUAGAUUUGAAGCAUUUAAUGAGAAUGAUGUGUACAUACGAUCAAACAGCAGCUAUGCCUAGGGGUUACCUGAUCAUUCUGGAUCCAAAUCAGAAGGAUAAAUAA
Messenger RNA from Adineta ricciae, 651 nucleotides. NCBI's taxonomy places the organism in Eukaryota, Metazoa, Rotifera, Eurotatoria, Adinetida, Adinetidae. The record is from the annotation of a GenBank genome assembly.